GUGACUUUAAUGGGUUGGCAAAUUCUUUUUCACCAGCUUUCACCUGUUCUUCAUGUCACACCCCUGCAGACAAAGCUUCCUGGUGUAGCUUUUUACUUUUACAUAGCACUGUUAGCUUAACAGUUGAAUCAAUAGCAAAAUUUUUCCCACAGAUAUUACUAGAACACAGACAAGGCCAUGUAUGCCGUUGUUGUCUUGAAAGAUUCGAAUGAAGUGAUGGUGGCAGCAUCAAACUGGUUGACCCCAGACAAGACUCGAUGUUAUUGGCCACCAUUCAAAUCACCAGAUAAAUGUUCAGACGCUCUUAUGAACAGAAUUCAGCCUUUAAAAGGAGGAAAACCAUGGGAGAUGCUAAACAUUCAAUUUAUUGGAGAACAUGUCACACUGGAACAGGCUCAGAAGGCAAAAGAUGUAAUUAAACAAACAUACCGUAUCACUGGGAUCGUAAAAAAACCAAGACUUGAAGAUCCUCAAGAAAUGUCCAAAAAUCUGUUUAAUCCACCACCAUCCACAUCUACAUCUACAAUACCAGCUGAUGACAAGGAAGAGAUCCUCCAAAUGCUGAGAGAAAUCAAGACCAAGGUUCAGGAAAACUCUACCAUGUUAAAGAAGCUAGUAAAAAAAGAGAAACCGGUUUCUGAUCCAGCACCCAGCAGCACAAGCACGCCCUCUAAAGACACUACAUUAAACCUAAAUCUACCCCUUAAAACAUUUGAAGAUGUGGAGAGAACUGAACAAGAGCUGAAAAAGGCAAAAAUGCGCACCAAAUAUAUUAAAAAUCUGUCAGGACUUGGAGGGGUUGGACCGAAGGAAGUGACUAAGAAUAUAAUGAAGUGCGUCCUAACAGAUGAUCUGGCUAAAGAGUUCAACUGGCAGGGGAGAGGUGAAAAAAGACCCUUCUCUCGUCUUGCUUUAGCAGAUAUAAUAAAAGAGGCUGCAACUUUCAAACGAAAUAUCAUAAAAAAAGAAGACUGUGAAGCUGAAAUCAAGAAGUAUUUGAAUUACACGGCUGAUCGAAUCAAUAGGAAGAGACAAAGACAAGUGGGUCCUGGACCUGAGAAUCCAGAUAGGAUGUUUUUUAUUGCCUCCCAGUCUGAAACAGCUAUUAUUAUAUAGAUUAUAUGAGUUUGGAUUAUGCAGGCCUACAGUAAAACACUAAAGAUCAUUAAACAUUGUUUUUGUGGAGAACUGUAGAUAGAUUAGGAAGAAAUUAUGAAAUAUUGAAAAAAUGGGUUUGACUGUGAAUUAAUAUUGGACACCAAUGGCCAAUUAUCUUUUUUUCUGUCAUUAUUUUCUUAAUAUUGAUAUAAAUAGCCACAAUGUGUGCAAGAUCAGGCAGAAAAUAAAAAACAGAGAAUGGGAAACAAGAA
Misgurnus anguillicaudatus (oriental weatherfish) is the source of this 1370-nucleotide messenger RNA. Lineage: Eukaryota; Metazoa; Chordata; Actinopteri; Cypriniformes; Cobitidae. The record is from RefSeq and is a predicted model, not a curated record.